AUGGAACUCGAUGAGGAGGCCACAGAUGCGAGUGUAACUGAGCGGUGUGAUAUGGAUACACGGUAUCGUCGCGUUAAGGGCUUUCUUCUACGAAAGCAACCACCUCCUACGGCCGCGCAAAAUAUGUCGAAUGAGUCGAUGCUAUUAGCGAGCUCGACACUCAAUAGUUCGGGACGAUCAGGUGCAGUAAAUUUGCGGCUUCCAAAAAUCGAAUUGCUUACGUUCGAUGGCGAUUCCACCAAGUGGUUAACGUUCCGCGACCGAUUUGUGGCGAUGAUUGACAGUGCCAGUGAGAUACCGAAUAUAAUGAAGCUGCAGUAUCUGCUGUCCUCCUUGAAGGGCGAGGUUGGUUUGCUUUUCGAGCACACCACAUUGACAGCAGACAAUUACGAGGUGACGUGGGCUGCUUUGCUGAAGCGGUACGAUAAUCCACGUACGCUGAUCCGGGAGUACUAUCGGAAAAUUCAUCACCUGCCGGCAGUGAGCUGUGACAACGUGGACGAUUUGGCGCUGCUCGUCGAUGAAUUCACGCGGCAUGUGAACGGGCUGAAGAAGCUCGACGAACCGGUGGACACCUGGGACACGCCGCUCGCCAACCUGCUUCUGAUGAAGCUGGAUCCGUCGACUAUUCUGGCAUGGGAGAACCACUCAGCGCAACAUAAAAAAGAUAAGUACAAGGAAUUAGUAGACUUUUUGCAAGAUCGUGUACGAAUAUUAAAAUCAUCGCGCGAGUUUUCCAAUAGCGGUGAAGGCAGUUUGAGAAUGGUGGACGGCAACAGAAGGGUCUCCGACCAUAGGCCGAGAAUUAUGGGCAAUGCUGCAACUGCAAGGAGAACUUCGCCGAAUGUUUCAGCUCAACAGUGUGUUUUGGGUUGUGCAGAGCUUCACAAUCUGCGCAAUUGUCCUGCAUUCUUGCGAAAGGACGUACAGCAACGCCGUGAAGUAGCCACCCGUGAGCGACUGUGUUGGAACUGCCUCAAUCGCAGUCAUCAUGUGAGGGAUUGUCGUUCCGCGUUUAAAUGCACUACGUGCAACGCACGCCAUCACUCCUUGCUGCACGUAACGCCAAUUGUCACAAUGGUUGCGCAGUCGGAUGAUGAAGUGGUUCUGCUGGAAACAGUCCAACUACAACUGGUAGAUGAUCAUGGCAAUAAACAUACAGCACGAGCACUGUUAGAUUCCGGAUCGAUGUGCAACUUUAUCUCCGAAUCUAUGGUCCAUCGACUGUUGACACCGCUGUCCAAAGUAAGCAUUGCUGUAUCGGGUAUAGGGCAAAUCAAACAGCACGUGAAGGGUUCCAUCACAGCGACCGUUCGAUCGCUAGGAGAAGACUUCCAUUCGUCAAUGGAAUUUCUAGUGCUCAAGACUCCGUCAGCUGAAAUUCUAACCAUUCCCUUAAACAUUGCGAAAUGGAACAUCCCAAACGUACAGUUGGCAGACUCGUCUUUCCACGUUCCGGGAAAGGUCGAUGUUGUAAUUGGUGGAAGCACGUUCUGGGAGAUACAUACUGGAAGGAAACAGUCAUUGGGUAACGGAAGGCCAUGGCUGAUAGAAACUGCGUUUGGAUGGGCGGUCUCGGGGAAUACUUCCCAACUUGCUGGCCCCAAUCUACGAUUGUGUCACACGGCCGCCAACGAAGGUGCCAUCGAACGCUUGCUCCAGCGGUUUUGGGAGGCUGAGAGUAUUAUGGAAGGUCCUGCCUUGUCAAUUGAGGAGGACAUGUGCGAAAAACAUUACGUAGCUACCACGAGCCGUAAUGCACAAGGUCGCUACAUUGUGUCUUUGCCGCGAAGCCCCAAACCUGAAAGAACGCUGGGUUUGUCAAAAGAGAUAGCAGAUCAUCGUUUACUGGGUGUAGAACGUCGACUGAAGGCCAAUCCUGAAAUGGAAAGGGAAUAUAUUAAAUUUAUGAGAGAGUAUGAGUCGUUGGGACACAUGAUCAAACUCACGGAACCCGUUGAUGACAACAAACCACAUUGCUACAUUCCUCAUCACGCGGUAGUCAAAGAGACCAGUACAACAACCAAGGUGCGUGUUGUUUUUGAUGCAUCCUGCAAAACAACAUCUGGCUACUCGCUAAACGAUACUCUGCUGAUUGGUCCAACAGUGCAGGAUGAUCUGCUUACAAUUAUCCUACGCUUUCGAAAACACGCUGUCGCAAUAGUGGCAGACGUAGAGAACAUGUACCGGCAGAUUCGUCAUUGUGAAAACGAUCGAAAUCUAUUGCGCAUACGUUACCGUGAAUGUCCCUCCGAUCCCAUUUCCACGUAUGAGUUGCAAACGGUGACCUACGGUACCGCAACAGCACCAUUUCUAGCUACUCGAACGCUACAACAAAUUGCGCACGACCACAAACAACAAUACCCUUUGGCAGUCGACCCAGUGCUACAUGACUUUUAUGUGGAUGAUUUGUUGACUGGAGCAGAAGAUGUAGUAGAGGCCGUUGGAAUGCGAACGCAAAUUACGCAAAUGCUUGAAUCGGCAGGUUUCCUCUUGAAGAAGUGGGCAUCUAACGUCUCCGAAGCGCUUGAAGGAGUUCCGAGCGACGAUCUAGCGAUCAAACCAGUUCUAGACUGGCAGGAAGAUCAAGCGAUUUCAACAUUGGGCUUGGUUUGGGAACCGUCUAACGACAUGCUACGGUUCAGAGUCGACCUUCCACGACCAGCUCAAGAGCUUACGCGAAGUUUGGUCUUGUCUUACACGGCCAGAAUCUUCGAUCCCCUGGGCCUACUAGGGCCAACGGUAAUACUUGCCAAAUUGUUUCUGCAGCGAUUAUGGGGGUUGAAGCAAGACGGCAAAACGCUUGAUUGGGAUCGCGCACUACCAAUGGACCUGCAGGAGGAAUGGAGAAAGCUGCACAAUACAUUGUACUCGCUACGCGAAUUACGAGUGCCUCGGUUUGUUUCACAAUCCGGCACAGAAGACCUGCAGCUACAUGUAUUCGCUGAUGCUUCACAAGGAGCAUAUGGAGCAUGCUGCUAUGUACGAGCAGUAUCAGCAAGAGGCAUCCAGGUCAGAUUACUAGCUGCCAAGUCCAAGGUGGUAGCGUUAGCAACCACGAACUCAAUCGCCCGGUUGGAGUUGUGUGCAGCACGGCUAGCAGUACACCUGUUUCAGAAGGUGGUUUCUGCACUCAAGGUGUCAGCUACGGCUAUCUGUUGGACAGAUUCGAUGACAGUAAUGCACUGGCUGAACUCAUCACCGCGUCGCUGAAAACCAUUUGUGGCCAACGGGGUGGCACAAAUACAGGAAGAAACGCAUAUCUCCAGCUGGCGCCAUGUUCCUGGAGUUGAUAACCCGGCGGAUGACAUCUCGCGCGGGCUGAGUCCGGAAGAAUUGCUGCAGUGUACACGUUGGUGGCAUGGACCGAGUUGGCUGUCCUACGGACAAGAGAAGUGGCCCCAUGAUCAACCGGCGAUGAAGGAAGGCGAGGCUGACAUCGAAGAGCGACUGGCAGUCUCACACAUUGUCACUACAUCUACGAUGUGUGAUUUUAGCAACAUACUGUUCGCCAAAUACUCAAGGUAUGGCAAGUUAAGGAGAGUUGUGGCUUUCUGCUUGCGGUUCAUCACAAUGCUUAAGGCAACCAAGGCAUCAUCGUGCAAGCGCGUUAAGGUAAAAGCGGACAUCAAGACGUUGCUGCACUCCGUUCUACCGCUUACAGCAGAGGAGCUACAGCAAGCUGAGCUGCGUUUGUGCCAGCUAGCACAACAGGAGUCGUUCGCGGAAGAGCUGGUCGAUCUACAACGAGGGAAACAGGUUAGUGCGAGAUCGAAGCUGAAGUGGUUGUCUCCAUACAUCGACGCAUAGGGUGUGUUACGUGUCGGUGGCCGGCUAGGUAAUGCCAACAUCCCAGAGGUAACGAAGCAUCCGACAGUCCUUGCAGCAUCACAUCGUCUGUCAGUGCUAUUGGCAGAAAGGGUCCAUCAGCAGGAAAUGCACGCCGGACCACAAGCAAUGUUAACCAUACUGCGGCAGAAGUUUUGGUUGAUUGGAGGCCGAAAUAUGGUAAAGCGUGUGUAUCACCAGUGCCACACUUGCUUUAGAAACAAGCCGACGUUGGUGAAACAGGCGGUAGCGGAUUUGCCUGAGUCACGGGUAACACCAACGAGACCGUUUGCGGUGAGUGGGGUGGAUUAUUGCGGUCCGUUCUUGUUGAAGUCUACGAUCCGCAAUCGCAGUCCCACCAAGGCGUAUAUCGCAAUAUUCGUCUGCUUCGCGACCAGGGCAGUUCAUAUCGAACUGGUGAGUGAUCUCACAUCGACUGCAUUUUUGGCUGCAUUACGUCGUUUUGUCGCGCGGAGAGGGAAGGUUGCUGAAUUGCAUUCAGACAAUGCAACAACAUUCAAGGGGGCAGCGCAUGAACUGCAUCGUAUCUACAAGAUGCUAAAAAUCGAUGAGGUUGAUAGGAGAGGGAUUUUUGAUUGGUGCGCCGAAAAUGAGAUGGUGUGGAAAUUUAUCCCUCCGCGUGCACCUCAUUUUGGAGGUCUUUGUGAAGCGGCAGUAAAAUCGGCCAAAAAGCACCUUCUAAAAACAAUAGGAGUUAGUAGCAUUACACAGGAGCAUAUGCUUACCCUUUUAGCUCAAGUUGAGCAAUGUUUAAAUUCUCGCCCGUUGGUACCGUUAUCCGACGAACCAACUGAUUUGGAAGCAUUAACCCCGGCUCAUUUUCUGAUAGGUUGUAGUAUGCAGGCAGUACCGGAGGUUGAGUUAAGUAAGCUUUCUUCCAAUCGGUUAAAAGAGUACCAAGUAGUGCAAAAGCAUUUACAAGUAAUUUGGUCCCGGUGGUACCCAGAAUAUUUGCAGCAGCUGCAAGCCAGAGCAAGGCACGCAAACAAUGCGCCGGUCAAGCUAGAAAUAAAUCAGCUAGUUAUAGUAAAGGAAGAUAACGUUCCACCUACCGUUUGGCCGAAAGGGCGAAUAACUGCUUUACAUCCGGGUAAAGACGGUGUAGUUAGAGUAGUUACACUACGAACAGGCACAGGAAAGGAAAUCGUCAGAGCAGUAAAUAGGAUCGCAUUGCUACCUAAUCCCAUUGAGCAGCAAAGGUUAGAAUGUCGCGCAGCUUCACCACGUGAAAUAUAGUAAACAAACCUUGUUGACAUUAGCGAGAUGUCAAGUGUUAUAGGUCAGCUAGGUUUAUACUUUGCUCGCUCACUUCUUUAUUUGAAUUUAUGGCAUUUUUGAAAUUUAAAAAAGAAUUCUCUUUUGGUGGCCGGAAUGUUUGAAUUUCAAUGUAUAUAUUUAUUUGAAUUAUAUUUUGGCAUGAAUUAUGGGAUUAUGGUAACGGGAUUAGAAACAGACAACACUUGAAGGCUACAAUAUAAACAGGGAAAUAGAUGAGGAUGAAAUGAACUAUGUAAUGAAUUAUAGCAUGUACAAAUGAACUCAAACGGACAAGUGAAUACACAUUAGCAAAGUGAAAGUUCAA
Messenger RNA from Anopheles arabiensis, 5431 nucleotides. RefSeq lists its product as uncharacterized. The coding region runs from base 1 to 3213 and encodes 1070 amino acids. The transcript has a single exon. Lineage: Eukaryota; Metazoa; Arthropoda; Insecta; Diptera; Culicidae. The record is from RefSeq and is a predicted model, not a curated record.